Daktulosphaira vitifoliae (grape phylloxera) is the source of this 2508-nucleotide messenger RNA. Its product is annotated as zinc finger CCCH domain-containing protein 15 homolog. Gene Ontology annotation, biological process: cytoplasmic translation. Gene Ontology annotation, cellular component: cytosol. Lineage: Eukaryota; Metazoa; Arthropoda; Insecta; Hemiptera; Phylloxeridae. The record is from RefSeq and is a predicted model, not a curated record. Bases 1327 to 2460 code for a protein of 377 amino acids. The transcript has 7 exons. Gene Ontology annotation, molecular function: mRNA binding; metal ion binding.
AUGUAUGACAGCUAAAUAAAAAAAUAUUUAUAUAUAUGUUUAUAUUAAUGUUAUACAUUUAGUUUUCUUAGUAUAUUUUUAAUUUAUUAAUCUAAAAUUAUAUUCAAACAUUUACGCAUUAAGAAAAAUAAAAUAUUUGUUAAAGGACAAUAUUUCAUACUUUAAUUUAAAAAGAAUUAAGGUUUUUAUGUAACUAUUUACUUUUUAAUUAAUUAAAAAAAAAAUUGUGGCAUUUUUAUUAAAUUAUAAAAAAUCAUGGAUAGAAAUUUUAUUAUUUAUCGGCUAAAAAGAAAAUGCAGAUUUUUGAAUAGCUAUAAAAGAAUGUCCUCGUGGCCCUUGAAUUAAUCAUGUAUCUUAAUGAGCAAAAUAUAAGUUUUUAACCUUGUAAUAAGAUUAUAAAAAUUUAAAUAAUUAAUAUACUAAAUUAAUUUUUACUAGUAACCAAAUUAUUAUUUUAUUUAUACAUUUAAAUAAAUUAAAUAAACUUAAGAUAAUUGUUAAACAUUUGUUGAGAUUUCGAACUCCAGUUUCUGCAAUUACCCCAAAAAAUAAAAUCGGUUAUAUCUUAUUAAGAAAACAUGUUUGGUAAUAAUUUAUGAUAGUCUGGGUACUUUAUUUUUUAAUUUUAUUGGGACACCUAACGUAUAUAAAGGCUUAAAAAGAAGUAUAAUCAAUUAAAAAAUAGUUAACCGAUUUGGAUAAAUAAUACAUACAGUGGACAGUUUUAAGGAGCAAAGUAAUAUUAUUUACCUAAGUGAAACGAUAUGUUAUCACAUUUUCAUACUUAAUUGUAACAUAACAACUAUAUCCCCUAAAAUUUAGUUCUCCUAAGUUAGCUAAUUGUCUUAUAUGUUAUUUGAAUAAGAUCUUUUAUAAUUGCAAUUAUUUAAUUCUUUAAUCGCGUUGUAAAUUUCUCGCAAGACUGAUGGAUUGGUUAUUGGAUUACUUAUUUAGAGUCUUAAGUAUACAAUGGACUAUGUGUUUAUAUAACACUUUAUUAAUAUUUUAAAACUAAUUGAGACCUUUACAGUUUGUUAUUUAUAUUUUUUUUAUAUAUCCAUACAAUCUCGGUAAUAUCGAUUAAUAAUACAUUAGUAUAAGUAUUCUACGUAGAAUAUUAAUCUACUCGUACACGAUAUCAAAACGUUAGAUAACAGUAUAUAUUUUAAGGUUAUUGUACAAUCAUUCGAUAAAGCAAGUACGACCAACGUCUGGUUAAAUAAUUUUGUAAUAAAUUUUAGUACUUUAUCCACUAAAAGUUUUAGAUUAUUGAAGAAUUCCUGACCAUUUCUUAUACGGGAAGGUUUUAGAUUAAAUAAUUGAGAUAUGCCUCCAAAAAAGGUACAGGGAACUAGCAAAAAAGCUGAUCAAAAAAAAAAAGAAAAAGUUAUUGAGGAUAAAACAUUCGGUUUAAAAAAUAAAAAAGGGGCUAAACAACAAAGGUUUAUUCAACAAGUUGAAAAGCAGGUUAAGUCUGGAGGUAUACCAGCACGUAAAGUAGAAGAGAAGAAAAAAGAUGACAAAAACAAAGAUGAUUUAGGAUUAAUAUUUAAACCAGUUCAAAAAGUUGAAAAAGGUGCUGAUCCAAAAUCUAUUUUAUGUGCAUUUUAUAAACAGGGCCAAUGUGCCAAAGGUUCUAAAUGUAAAUUUUCCCAUGAUUUGGCUACUGAAAAAAAAGCCGAAAAACGUAGCAUGUAUGUAGACAUGAGAGAUGCAGAUGUGAAUGACACCAUGGAUAAUUGGGAUGAUGAAAAACUUAAAGAAGUUGUUCAAAAAAAACAUGGUGAAAAUGAAAAGAAACACCCAACUACUGAUAUUAUUUGUACAUUUUUCUUGGAAGCUGUUGAAAAAAGCAAGUAUGGAUGGUUUUGGACAUGUCCAAAUGGAACAUCUUGUAUUUACCGACAUGCUCUACCACCAGGUUUUGUCCUUAAAAAGGACAGGAAGAAAGAUGAUAAAAAAGAUGAAAUUCAACUAGAAGAUUUAAUUGAAAGAGAACGUGCAGCCCUGAAUUCUGUUAAAUUUACUAGGGUAACAUUAGAAAGUUUUUUAGCUUGGAAAAAACGGAAAGUAAAGGAAAAGAAAGAAGCUAUUAUCAAGGAUGAAGAAAAAAAACGUUCUGAUUAUAAAGCUGGAAGACAAGUUGGACUUUCUGGGCGAGAAAUGUUUUCAUUUAAUCCUGAAAUGGCAGUUGGUGAUUCAAUAGAUGAUGGCGAAGAAGCAUUUGAUUCAUACUUACGAGAAGAUGAAGAAGAAACUGAUAAUAUACGAGAAAUAAAAUUAGAAGCUCUUGAAUCAGAAGCAAGUGAGGUGGAUGAUACUGGUACACGACUACCAGUUAACCGAUUUGCUGAAACAGAGUCAAAUGUGAUUCCUAUAAACGAAAAUCUUUUUAUUGAUGAAGACUUAGAUGACCUAGAUAAUGAGCUUGAUGAGCUAAAUUUAGCAGAAGAAACAUAAUUUAAGAUUCAAAUACAUUUUGAUUUAUUAAUAAAAUAUAAUGUUUAA